ACGCCCAAGUUGAAUUUACGAGACUACAUUAAUGUUAACGACAUUUUUUUGUGGCUUCAUCACCAAUACAGGGAAAUUUUUCGCCCAUUUAUUUUGUUCUCAAUUAACAAUGAUUUUAUUUCUUAACUAUCAAUUUUAUUAGGCGGUGCUAUUCGAGGCCUUUUUUCGUUUUAAGUUGAUAAACGAAAGUUGAUACGGAACAGCUUGUAUGUUCUAUUGUAUUUGUCUAAUUGAUGUACCGUCAUGAAAACGCAUCUCGUAGUUUCAUGAAAGGUGGUUAAGCUCAUUUUAAUACAAUACCUUUUCCAUUCGUAUAUGAUCUGUGCAGACAGAUGAUCUGUAAUAUAAUAUCGUUCAUAUCCGUAAGGUUAGUUCAAUUAAAGGUAAUGGACAGGCAAUGUUAACGCGAAGCUAUAGAGAAGGUAUAAAAGCAAACUUGCAAAUCAACAUUGUCACAUUUUCAACGUCCUUGGAAUACAUGAUCGAGAUAGACAUCAGAUACUGAGGAAGGAGUCGUUUUUCAAAACGACGAAAGAAAAAGAUGUCACAAAAUGUUAGCUUGGAACUACCCAGCAGCAACAUGUCUGCAGUAUUGGAAUACCCCAAAGGUCACAACAGCACCGUUCAAGAUUGCCUUGGGAGAGAUUCCUCUAUGGAAGUGUUUUUUAAAGUAGCGGCCUAUUUUUUCAUCCUAGUGGUCUCGUUGAUGGGAAAUCUCUUGGUUCUUAUCGUUAUUUAUACCAACAGGCAGUUACGAACAUCGAUUAAUUACUUUGUUUUCAACAUGGCUGUAUCCGACCUGUUCACCCCUUUGACCAUCAUGCCAGUCCGAAUCGUUCAGAUAAUUUCAGGCUCUGAUGCUUGGAAGGUUGAUAGUCCGUGGAUACUGGGAGUCAUCUUGUGCAAACUUGCUUACUUUCUUCCUGACGUCUCUCUUGUUGUUUCCAUCGAAAGCCUCCUGUUGAUAUCAAUGGACAGGUUCGUCGCUGUUGUUUUCCCUUUAAGAGCCAAACUCAUCACCGCAAAAGCACGUUUCAUCUGUAUCGGAUGCACAUGGAUUACCGCCAUUGCAGUUCAUGCACCUUAUUUUUACACUUUCAGAUUAUUUUCUGACAAUGACAAUGUAGCACAUUGCAGUUCAACUUGGGCACCGGCUUUUGACCAUGUAGAAACAACCAAGAGAUUCAUCACGGCAACUUUUAUUACUUUCAUCCUUCUCCCUAUUUGUCUUCUGGCCAUUGUGUAUGUCACCAUAGCGUGGAAGUUGAAAACGAAUAUCAAACGUACUGAGCUGGAACUAUCAUGUGUCCGACUCCAUCGAGCUCGAAAGGUCAGAGACACCAUUAGAAUGUCAGUGGCGAUAAUAAGUGCUUUUCUCGUUUGCAUGAUACCACUGGUUGUGUACCUGUUCACAUUAGUUUUUCUGUGGAAUUGGAAUGCCUCACCCAUUUGUGCAUUUCGAGAUGUGAUUCCAUUCAUUGCUCAAUUUAUGCUUCAUUCUUGGAGCGCUGUAAAUCCUUGCAUAUGUUUGACAUGUAUUAAGAUGUACCGCAGUAGUCUUGGAAGAAUUCUGCCGUUGAGAGAGACUGGCAAAGCGAACAGACAAACGGGAACCUCCCGUUGUUCCUUGAAUCGAGCGACAUCUGUCAGAGAGCAUCGCUGAAACGUUGUUACGAGACGCAAGGAAAAUAGAUUCACGUUAUCGCUAUUAAUAAAUAGCCUAAAGAUAAAAAAGUAAUCAAUUAUAAGUGUUCAAGACAGUUCGUAUUGUGUCCGCCUUAGCGUUCUUCCUUGCUUCAGUUGUUCAUGGCCAUAUAUAUUUCCUAAUCAAAAUAAAAGGGAAAUCCUGCUUUAACCAGCUACUUGGAAAACCCAGAAAAACUUGACUACUCGGUGAGAUGUCAUUUUGCGUCACAGCGUUAAUUGCCUCCGUCGUUUAAGCAAUGAACAGUGGUCUGUUCUGUUGAGCUAUUUUCGAUAAACUAGAGAGAAGCCAUUACUUACAAUGAAGAAAAAAGGACUGUCACACCGAUACACAAGGCUUGUUGGCAGAUGCUUACAUAAUGAUGUCAAAAUAACUACCUACGUAGUUUAGUUAUAGCCCCCCGAGAGGUUGUUGACUUUUAAGUUUGUUUACUGAACGUGACAUCAAUAUCUGCAAUUUCGGGCAAAAAUUCACUCUUACUAAAGCGACUCGCCUGUAGUUGGCAUACGGAUCAUAAACAUCCAUAAGAAAGGCUCUGGCAGUCCUCAAGAUUACUUCCCACCUUUGAGGGUGGAAAAAAAUCAGUUAGAUCGUAAUAUCAUCUCCGUAUAUAAACAGUGUUCCCGAAGUGACAGAAGAUGGUAGACCGUUGGUAUAAAUAGUGUAAAGAGCGACAGCCCUAGCACGGAUUCCUGAGGAAUACCAAAAGACACAGGUUGAGAAUCGGACUGGGUUUCAUUAAUUAAGUACAGUGUAUUGUAGCCCUGGAUUGUUGCCAGUCACGGAACGUGCUGGUUAUGCUAAAAUAUCAGCUGACUCGUACUCGGUCGCUAUUUUACUGUUGAGAUUGGAUUGUUUCAAAGAAAAAGCGGGCUGAAUCGAGUGGAGCGCGCGGGGAGUUAUGAAAAGAGAAGAGAGUAUUAUUUUUCCUUUGACCUUUCCCAUGAUGCCUCGCGCACCCUAAUCCACCCUAGUAUCCAAUCUUCUCUACCCCGAAAACAUGUAAAUAGUGACUGGGUACGAGUCUGCUAAAGUUGGGUUCAGUUUCCUCUUUAUACAUCGGAAGAAACUGUCGACCAAGCUUGUUCGAUUUUAUUAAGCUUUUAUUAAGCUUCUAUUUUCGACUGGACUGGCGAUUGCAUUUACAUACAGAAAAUCAAGAUCAAUAUUUUAGGAAUGAAAAAGAACAAUUCGCCUUCAAAAAACCAUUGUAACGUUUAUUAUUAGACAUGAAACCAAAAAUAUAGAGCCAUCUUGGCCGAACAAGCUUGGUCAACUAAAGUAUAUUUAUGUGGCAUAAAUAAACAGCCAAUAGUCCCGAGCGAGGAAGAAAGCGCUAUCUUGCCCGCUCGGGUGGCUAAUAACAGCUCAGGGUUUGGCUCAUCUAGCACGCUCAUGGAGCUUGCCAUAUAAUAAAUAUCGUAAAUGAAUAGCCGGUAUGAGAUGAAUAUUGUAUACCUUAAAAUGAGGAUGGACUGCACCUUUCGUGAAAGGAUAUUCAAAUUCCUUCAAGAGAUUAAAGUAACAAAAGAAAUGUCGGUUACUCUGAUAAAGAAAACACCUGCUAGUAAUAUGUUUGAAGUGAUCUAACUCUAACUCUGAAUCAAUUUAUUCGUAUUAGUUCUUAAUAUAUUCGUAUUAGUUUUUAGUUAGGUAUUCUCUCUGCUAUAUACUUUAAGACUUGAUAAAGAAAUUUCAUUCAUUCAUUCAUUCAUUCGUCUGUCAACGGGAAGGUUAGCAUGUUUCAUCUUAGCCCAGCUAUUUUUGCGCCAGACCACCAGCAUGGAAGGAUCUAAAUAUCUCCAGGCAAAUGGCACGCUGAGUAUAUUCAGGAUGUUAUCGAAGGACGUCAAAUACAAAAGAUGAAUAGCAACUUCGAUUCAAACAACAUUUUACGGUGCAAAAGCUUUUCAGAGGACAGAAUGCCGAAUUAUCUGACAAAAAAAAAAAAACAGGUUAGGUGAAGUUCCACCUUAAUUUUCCAAAAAGUCGAGGAUAUCAGAAAACAAAAAGAAGAACUAUAAAACCCAAGCAAAAUAAUAUGAUAUAUAAAUAGAGAAGAUCAAAACGGAAAGUCAGUGAAACAAAUAUAUAUUAAAAUCUUAGGGUGUGUGACGCCAAAAAAAAAAACAAAAAACAAAAAAACAAUGGCACUGUCUACAAAUUAAAGGGUUAUGUGUCUUCUGGUAUAAAUCCCUUUCAUUCAAGUUGAUUGCUUACGUAAG
Messenger RNA from Orbicella faveolata, 3930 nucleotides. RefSeq names its product neuropeptide SIFamide receptor-like. The record is from RefSeq and is a predicted model, not a curated record. NCBI's taxonomy places the organism in Eukaryota, Metazoa, Cnidaria, Anthozoa, Scleractinia, Merulinidae. Gene Ontology annotation, biological process: G protein-coupled receptor signaling pathway. Gene Ontology annotation, molecular function: G protein-coupled receptor activity. Gene Ontology annotation, cellular component: membrane.